Penicillium vulpinum is the source of this 2118-nucleotide messenger RNA. RefSeq lists its product as uncharacterized. Gene Ontology annotation, biological process: DNA-templated transcription; regulation of transcription by RNA polymerase II. The record is from RefSeq and is a predicted model, not a curated record. Gene Ontology annotation, molecular function: zinc ion binding; DNA-binding transcription factor activity, RNA polymerase II-specific; RNA polymerase II cis-regulatory region sequence-specific DNA binding. Bases 1 to 2118 code for a protein of 705 amino acids. The transcript has a single exon. Gene Ontology annotation, cellular component: chromatin. NCBI's taxonomy places the organism in Eukaryota, Fungi, Ascomycota, Eurotiomycetes, Eurotiales, Aspergillaceae.
AUGUCAGUUUCGCAGAUUAGAGUGAUGCCGUCUUACCAACCAUUCCAAUGCCUCGUCUGUCAAAGUCGAUUUACUCGACAUGAGAACCUCAAGCGGCAUUCAACGCUACACUCCCGCUCUCAGGCCGAGGCGUCGCUUCCCUGUGACUUCUGCCACGCAACAUUCUCACGUCCCGACUUGCGCAAUCGUCAUAUGAAGAGGAAACAUCCAGAGCAUGAGCAGCAUCGAGUGACAAAAAGGACACAGCGCCAACCAGCACCUAGACAAGCUACGCUGCAUUCUUCUGUAUCACCGACAGCGAUCUCACCUACAGGAAGCCAUAAUGUUUUGCCUUCCCCAGGGUCUGUGCAUUCGAGCCCAGGGGAGGAGACAAGAUUUGAUAGUGAUGCGAUCUGGCGCCCAGUGAUGCGGUAUCAACAGCAGCAACAACAGCAGUUUGACCGUCGCCACCCCAGGGAAAACCCAAAUAUUGCUACGCCAAGGAAUGGGGGAGCCAAGACGCAACAAAUUACGAGAGACCUACUACAACACCAACCGACAAGCGACUCUGUUUUGAUCGAUCAGAUUGUUCAGGAUGCCACAGAUCUGGAGCGGAACUUACUAUUAGGGGCAUCCUUUCUGAAGCCCACCAAUCAUCUUGACAACCAACUACACCCGAUGGCCACCUCACAAGCCGAGCCACUUGAUACAACUCUAGUAGAGUACAGUUUCAAUCAUCCGAUCUUGGAUAGAUUGUCGCCAGGCGAUAUCCCUCAACUCCAGGACGAUUGGAUCCCGACUGCCUUGCAGAUUUCACGAGGCUGCAAUCUAUUUUUCAACUCUGUCUCUGAUUUCCUCCCAUUUCUCCAUUCCCCGACAUUCGAUCCGACACAAGCUCCUCCUCAUUUGGUCCUAAGCAUGCUUUGCCUGGCCUAUCAAUACGGCGAGGACCCAGAAUGCGGGGACCAAGAAGGCUCAGGCCAAAGCUUUUCUAUACGUUGCUUUCACAAAGCUCGAGCUCUCCUUGCUUCCGAUGAAGAGAGGCCUGACGCUUCAGCAAUGAUCACCGCACUGGUUCAAUCAUACUUGCUUCUUCAAAUCUGUGCUAUGAUGUACCUUUGUGGCGACAACUCAGCAUGCGGGCUUAAGAUGCAUUCGCACAUGAUCUCUCUGGCUCGCGCUGGACGAAUGACACAGCCAAUGCCUGUUGAGUCCGGUGCGACCACAGAUUUGGAGUCAUUGUGGCGGGAGUUUAUCAAAGCCGAGUCGCACAAACGGACUCUUUUCGCAGUGCAUCAAAUCGACGCGCUUUGGUACCAAUUCCUUUCCAUUCCCCGCUCAAUAUCACACUUGGAAAUCAAGCACGAAAUGCCCUGCCCAGAAGACCAAUGGAUCUCAUCCUCUUCUGCCGAAUGGGCUCAUCGACAACUUGUUGCAAGACAUGCCGGCCCCUCUGUCACAUACACUGAUGCUGUUCGACGCUUCCUUUCCUCUGAUGAGGAUAUCACCUCUCUUCCAACAUUCGACCCAUACGGCGCCAUCAAUAUCGCGCAAUUUUUGAUUUCUAGCGCCCGAGAAAUCUCGGGCUGGUCUACAAUGACGGGAAUGCUCAGCAUGGAGCGAUUUGGCGCAUUAAGAUCAUCCCUUAUUACUCUUAGCCCGUUCAUCUGCCCCAACAACCACACAGCGCUAACAAAACACGCAACUUCAUGUGCUGCAACUUGGGAGACUGCCAUGAUCGAGCUACAGAUGUGGUCACCAUCCCAUACCGGUGGCAUUGUGGAAGGAAGCAUAGAUGCCGUUCUCAGUCAGUCAACAUACCUAGGGCCGUCGCAGUUCCUGUGUGAUGCCAGCACGGCCAAAGCUAUACAACCGCAUGUCAAUUGGUUCCUACGAUAUCUCAAUGAGACGCUCAUAUUAGAAUCCGAAGCGCCGUGGGUUGCUUUGUAUGCGUACAAAGCCUUUUUGAUCGCUUGGCAACUAAUACAUGUUGGUAUACCUGGCGCAAUGGAUGCCGUCGGCGUCCAUGAUGGUGAUAUGGAGGGAGCUCUGAUGUGGGCGAGAAAGGUCUUCCAACGAAGACAGAAAUGGCAGCUCGGGAAACUCAUCUUAUCUUGUUUGGAUGAGUUAGAGAAAUGA